Molecule: messenger RNA, 5823 nt
Organism: Penicillium diatomitis
Lineage: Eukaryota; Fungi; Ascomycota; Eurotiomycetes; Eurotiales; Aspergillaceae
Product: 1,3-beta-glucan synthase
Exons: 3
Coding region: 1-5823 (1940 amino acids)
Biological process (GO): fungal-type cell wall polysaccharide biosynthetic process; (1->3)-beta-D-glucan biosynthetic process
Cellular component (GO): plasma membrane; 1,3-beta-D-glucan synthase complex
Molecular function (GO): 1,3-beta-D-glucan synthase activity
Source: RefSeq, a predicted model, not a curated record
AUGUCUGGCUACCAGCAGCAACAGCAGCCGCAUCAGCAGCCGCCGCCGCAGCAGGGAGGCCACUACGAGGAUGACUAUGGUCAUCCAGGCGCCCACGGCGACUCCUACUACCAGGACGACCAAGCCGGCCAGGGAUACUACGACAACCACGACUAUGGUGACGGUUAUUAUGACCGAGGUGCACCAAAUGCAUAUGCCCAGGAGGGUGCUCACCCCGGUCAGCCCGGUCACGCCGAGGGCGGAUACUACGAGUCUGGCCAUCAGGAUGAGUACUACGCCGACCAGUACUACGAUGCCGGCCAGGCGGGAUACGGCCGUGGACGCCGUGGCAAUGAAUCCGAGGAGGACUCGGAGACCUUUAGCGACUUCACCAUGAGAUCGGAGACAGCUCGGGCGGCUGACAUGGAUUACUAUGGCCGUGGCGACGAGCGUUACAACAGCUAUACUGACAGCCAGUACGGUCGUGGGGGAUAUGGCUACCGGCCACCAUCGUCGCAAAUCUCAUAUGGAGGUAAUCGCUCAUCGGGUGCCUCCACCCCCGUCUACGGCAUGGACUACGGAAACGCGUUGCCGGCUGGCCAGCGUUCGCGGGAACCCUACCCUGCCUGGGCCUCGGAUGCGCAGAUUCCGCUCUCCAAGGAGGAGAUCGAAGACAUCUUCCUGGAUUUGGUCAACAAGUUUGGUUUCCAGCGGGACAGCAUGCGCAACAUGUACGACCACAUGAUGACUCUCCUGGAUUCCCGGGCAUCUCGGAUGACCCCCAACCAAGCUCUUCUGUCGCUCCACGCCGACUACAUUGGCGGCCACAAUGCCAACUACCGCCGUUGGUAUUUUGCCGCUCACUUGGAUCUGGAUGACGCAGUCGGUUUCUCCAACAUGAAGCUGGGCAAGGCAGACCGCAAGACUCGGAAGGCUCGUAAAGCCGCGCAAAAGGCGGCCAAGCAGAACCCCGAGAACGAGGAGGCGACCUUGGAAGCCUUGGAGGGUGACAACAGUCUGGAGGCUGCCGAGUACCGCUGGAAGUCUCGCAUGAACCGCAUGUCCCAGCACGAUCGUGCCCGUCAGAUCGCCUUGUACCUGCUCUGCUGGGGUGAAGCCAACCAGGUCCGAUUCUUGCCUGAAUGUCUGUGCUUCAUCUUCAAGUGUGCCGAUGAUUACUACACCUCCCCCGAGUGUCAGGCUCGUGUGGAGCCAGUCGAGGAGUUCACCUACCUCAACGAAAUCAUCACUCCUCUGUACCAGUACUGUCGAGACCAGGGUUAUGAGAUCUUCGAGGGCAAGUAUGUCCGUCGCGAGCUUGAUCAUAACAAGAUCAUCGGUUACGACGACAUGAACCAGCUGUUCUGGUACCCAGAGGGCAUUGAGCGCAUCAGUUUCGAGGACAAGACUCGUCUGGUGGAUCUGCCUCCCGCCCAGCGCUGGCCCAAGCUGAAGGACGUGGUUUGGAAGAAGGCCUUCUUCAAGACCUACAAGGAGACUCGCUCUUGGUUCCACAUGGUCACCAACUUCAACCGUAUCUGGGUCAUUCACCUGUGUGCUUUCUGGUUCUUCACCGCAUACAACGCUCCUACCUUGUAUACUCCCAACUACCAACAGCAACUGGAUCAAAAGCCCCCCGCGCCCAAGUAUCUCGCCGCCGUCGGAUUUGGAGGUGCUCUUGCCGGAUUCAUUCAACUCUUCGCCACCAUUUGUGAAUGGUGCUAUGUCCCCCGUCGUUGGGCGGGUGCUCAGCAUCUGCGCAAGCGUUUCUUCUUCAUUCUCGCCGUAUUCCUGAUCAACUUGGCCCCUGGUGUCGUCAUCUUCGGUUUCUUGGACAAGUUGCCUACCGGUAUUCAAAAGCCCGUCGGUCUUGCUCUGGGAAUCGUGCACUUCGUCCUGGCUCUCUUCACUGUGGUCUUUUUCUCCGUUCAGCCCCUGGGCGGUCUGUUCGGAAGCUACCUCAAGAAGAAUGGUCGACAGUAUGUUGCCAGUCAGACCUUCACAGCCAGUUUCCCUCGCCUGCACGGAAAUGAUAUGUGGAUGUCCUACGGUCUGUGGGUUUGUGUUUUUGGCGCCAAGCUCGCCGAGUCCUACUUCUUCCUGACCCUGUCGCUGAAGGAUCCCAUCCGCAUUCUUUCGCCGAUGCAAAUUUACGAGUGCACUGGUGUGAAGUAUAUCGGCAACAUUCUUUGCCACAAACAGCCCCAGAUUCUCCUAGGUCUCAUGUUCUUCAUGGACUUGACGCUGUUCUUCCUGGAUAGUUACCUUUGGUACAUUAUUUGCAACACGAUCUUCUCCGUUGCUCGGUCGUUCUACCUCGGUGUCUCCAUCUGGUCUCCCUGGCGAAAUAUCUUCUCGCGCCUGCCCAAGCGUAUCUACUCCAAGGUGCUCGCCACCACUGACAUGGAGAUCAAGUACAAGCCCAAGGUGUUGAUCUCGCAAGUCUGGAACGCCAUCAUCAUUUCCAUGUAUCGCGAACAUCUUCUGGCCAUCGACCACGUUCAAAAGCUUCUCUAUCAUCAGGUUCCGUCCGAGCAGGAGGGAAAGCGCACUCUCCGCGCUCCCACUUUCUUCGUUUCCCAGGAGGAUCAGUCUUUCAAGACCGAGUUCUUCCCCGCUGGUAGCGAGGCCGAGCGUCGUAUUUCGUUCUUUGCCCAGUCGCUAUCCACGCCCAUGCCCGAGCCUUUGCCAGUCGAUAACAUGCCCACCUUCAGCGUGCUCAUUCCGCACUACUCCGAGAAGAUCCUCCUGUCUCUUCGUGAAAUCAUUCGUGAGGAUGAACCUUACUCUCGCGUGACCGUUUUGGAAUACCUGAAGCAACUGCACCCUCACGAGUGGGAUUGCUUCGUCAAGGACACCAAGAUCUUGGCCGAUGAAACCUCCCAAUUCAAUGGCGAGUACGGCGAGAAGGGUGAGAAGGAUGCUGCCAAGAGCAAAAUCGACGACCUCCCGUUCUAUUGCAUUGGUUUCAAGUCCGCUGCUCCCGAAUAUACUCUCCGCACGCGUAUCUGGGCAUCUCUCCGCUCGCAGACCCUCUACAGAACGAUUUCUGGCUUCAUGAACUACAGUCGGGCCAUCAAGCUGCUGUAUCGUGUCGAGAACCCCGAAGUUGUCCAGAUGUUUGGUGGUAACUCUGAGAAGUUGGAGCGCGAACUCGAGCGCAUGGCCCGUCGCAAGUUCCGCAUCUGUGUUUCUAUGCAGCGUUAUGCCAAGUUCAGCAAGGACGAGCGUGAGAACACCGAGUUCCUUCUCCGCGCCUACCCUGAUCUUCAGAUCGCUUAUCUCGAUGAGGAACCUCCUGUCAAUGAGGGUGAGGAGCCGCGCUUGUACUCAGCCUUGAUUGACGGUCACUGCGAGCUUCUGGAGAACGGAAUGCGCAAGCCUAAGUUCCGUAUCCAACUCUCUGGCAAUCCAAUUCUUGGUGACGGAAAGUCUGACAACCAGAACCACGCUAUUAUCUUCUAUCGUGGUGAAUACAUUCAACUGAUUGACGCCAAUCAAGACAACUAUUUGGAAGAAUGUCUGAAGAUUCGCUCCGUCCUCGCUGAAUUCGAAGAGCUGUCCACCGACAACGUCUCGCCGUAUACCCCUGGAGUUCCUUCACCGGAGACCACCCCUGUGGCGAUCUUGGGCGCUCGUGAAUACAUUUUCUCCGAGAGCAUUGGUGUGCUUGGUGAUGUCGCUGCGUCCAAGGAACAGACAUUCGGUACCCUUUUCGCACGUACCCUCGCCCAAAUCGGUGGUAAGCUGCAUUAUGGCCAUCCUGAUUUCCUGAAUGCUACUUUCAUGUGUACUCGUGGUGGUGUGUCCAAGGCUCAGAAGGGUCUGCACCUGAACGAGGAUAUUUACGCCGGUAUGAACGCUCUUCUUCGCGGAGGUCGGAUCAAGCAUUGCGAGUACUACCAGUGUGGUAAGGGUCGUGACUUGGGUUUCGGCUCCAUUCUCAACUUCACCACCAAGAUCGGUACUGGUAUGGGUGAACAGAUGCUCUCUCGUGAAUACUAUUAUCUCGGUACUCAGUUGCCUUUGGAUCGCUUCCUGUCCUUCUACUACGCUCAUCCUGGAUUCCAUCUGAACAACAUGUUCAUCAUGUUGUCGGUGCAAAUGUUCAUGAUUGUCCUCAUCAACUUGGGUGCACUGAAGCACGAGACCAUCACUUGCAGGUACAACCAGGAUCUGCCCAUCACCGAUCCCUUGGAGCCCACUUACUGUGCGGACCUUGUGCCUAUCAUCAACUGGGUGAAUCGUUGCGUCAUUUCCAUCUUCAUUGUGUUCUUCAUCUCGUUCGUUCCUCUGGCUGUCCAAGAAUUGACGGAGCGUGGUGUCUGGCGCAUGGCUACUCGUCUUGCCAAGCAUUUCGGAUCCUUCUCAUUCAUGUUCGAAGUGUUUGUCUGUCAGAUUUACGCUCAGGCUGUCCACCAGAACUUAUCGUUCGGUGGCGCUCGCUAUAUCGGUACUGGUCGUGGUUUCGCAACUGCCCGCAUUCCUUUCGGUGUCUUGUACUCCCGAUUCGCUGGUCCGUCGAUCUACCUUGGUGCACGCCUCAUGCUCAUGCUUCUCUUCGCAACCACGAGCGUUUGGACCGCCGCUUUGAUCUGGUUCUGGGUUUCAUUGCUCGCUCUGGUCAUUUCGCCAUUCCUGUUCAAUCCGCACCAGUUCUCGUGGAACGACUUCUUCAUCGACUACCGUGACUAUCUCCGCUGGCUUUCUCGCGGCAACUCUCGCUCGCACGCCUCGUCCUGGAUUGGCUUCUGCAGACUGUCCCGAACCCGACUCACUGGUUACAAGAAGAAGCUACUCGGAGUUCCUUCUGAGAAGGGAUCCGGCGACAUUCCUCGCGCCCGCUUCACCAACAUUUUCUUCAGUGAAAUCAUUGCCCCGCUCGUUGUUGUCGCUGUCACCCUUGUACCGUACCUGUACAUCAACUCGCGUACCAUGUUCAGUGAUGACAAGAAAUAUGCCCCUGACGCCAUUCUGCGUAUUGCUCUCGUUGCAUUCGCUCCGAUUGGUAUCAAUGCUGGUGUUGCUGGCAUGUUCUUUGGCAUGGCUUGCUGUAUGGGCCCUAUCUUCAGCUUGUGCUGCAAGAAGUUCGGUGCCGUUCUCGCUGCGAUUGCCCACGCCAUCGCCGUCAUUGUGCUCAUCGUCUUCUUCGAAGUGCUCUUCAUCCUGGAGUCGUUCAACUGGGCACGUACCGUCUCUGGCAUGAUCGCCAUGAUGGCUUUGCAGCGUUUCUUCUACAAGCUGAUCAUCUCGUUGGCAUUGACCCGUGAGUUCAAGAACGAUCAGUCCAACAUUGCCUGGUGGACCGGCAAAUGGUACAACAUGGGAUGGCACUCCCUCUCUCAGCCCGGCCGUGAGUUCCUUUGCAAGAUUACCGAACUCGGUUAUUUCGCUGCGGACUUCGUCCUUGGUCACACCAUUCUCUUCUUCAUGCUUCCCGGACUUGCUAUUCCAUACGCAGACAAGUUCCACUCCGUUCUCUUGUUCUGGCUUCGUCCAAGUCGCCAAAUCCGACCUCCGAUCUACUCUCUCAAGCAGUCUAAGCUGCGCAAGAGACGUGUGAUCCGUUUCGCCAUUCUUUACUUCGCCAUGUUGCUGCUCUUCCUCAUUCUGCUCAUCGCGCCGAUCGUUGUACGCAACAUGGGCCUCGACACCAGUCUGCGUAAGACUCUUUACAACGCCGUUGGUGUCAAAAAGGGCGGAAUGGCUCUUCUCCAGCCUCUUGACGCGGGCCUCAACGACACAGUGUCCUACUACACUGGAAGCGGCCUUCCUCAUGGCUUCUCCUCUCACGCUGCUGUCACUCCUACUGCCGGCAACUUCGACUUCCAGCGUUUGCUGUGA